Messenger RNA from Bombina bombina (fire-bellied toad), 4465 nucleotides. Its product is annotated as oocyte zinc finger protein XlCOF6-like. NCBI's taxonomy places the organism in Eukaryota, Metazoa, Chordata, Amphibia, Anura, Bombinatoridae. The transcript is spliced from 3 exons. The record is from RefSeq and is a predicted model, not a curated record. Bases 184 to 2481 code for a protein of 765 amino acids.
UGUGCCUUUAAUUAUACCAUACGUACAGUUAAUCAGAACAAUUAUUUAUUAUAAUCUGUCUAAACCAUUUAAUAUAUUUUUUACAGACACAGCCAGAGCACUGAGAGAUAUCAGGUAUUGAUGUAACUGGAGUGAAUAAGGGAACCUUCUUCCUGAGCACAGACAUUGGAGCCUGUUAUCAGCAUGAACUCAUAUGUGUUAGACAAUCACUUGAAUAGUUCAUACCCAUCCUUCACUACAGGAAGCAUCAGAAUGAUACCACAAACUCCAAAAGUUUUAGACACUAAUGACUAUUCACAGACAUUGGGGAUAUCAAAACAGAUAUUUAAAGGAGAUGGAGAAUUGGCAGGAACCGGGCAGCAAUCAUUAUGUACAGAGAGUAAUUUAGUCAUCAAACAAGAGGACAACAUUUAUGACUUAUCUAGUGAAAUGAUUAUCCCAGAGGAUAAACCACACACAUUUACUGAGUGUUCAAAACAUUUAAAAGAAGGGGAAAGUCUUAAGUCUAGCCAAAUGAUUCAUACAAAUAAGAAACCUUUCAAAUGUACAGAAUGUGAGAAAAGAUUCACAUGCAAUUUGCAUCUCCUUGAACACCACACAGUUCACACAGUUGUGAAACCUCACACGUGUACAGAAUGUGGGAGAUGUUUCACAUCUAAAGGAAGCCUUAAGUGUCACACAAAGACCCACACAGGGGAGAAACCUUUCACAUGUAAUGAGUGUGGGAGAUGUUUCACAUCCAAGGGAAAUCUCAUAUCUCAUGAAAAGACCCACACAGGGGAGAAACCUUUCACGUGUACAGAGUGUGGAAAAAGUUUUGCACAAAUAAAUAGUCUGAAAACUCAUGAAAUGAUUCACACAGGAAAAAAGCCUUUCACAUGUACAGAGUGUGGAAAAUGUUUUACACAAAUAAAUAGACUGAAAACUCAUGAAAUGAUUCACACAUUAGAAAAGCCUUUUACAUGUACAGAGUGUGGAAAAGGUUUUAAACAAAUAAAUUAUCUAAAAACUCAUGAAAGGAUUCACACAGGAGAAAAGCCUUUUACAUGUACAGAGUGUGGAAAAAGUUUUACACGAAUAAAUGAACUAAAAACUCAUGAAAGGAGUCACACAGGAGAAAAGCCGUUCACAUGUUCAGAGUGUGGAAAAAGUUUUACACAAAAGAGUAAUCUGAAAACUCAUGAAAGGAGUCACACAGGAGAAAAGCCUUUCACAUGUACAGAGUGUGGAAAAAGUUUUGCACAAAUAACUAGUCUGAACAUUCAUGAAAUGAUUCACACAGGAAAAAAGUAUUUCACAUGUACAGAGUGUGGAAAAUGUUUUACACAUAAGAGAUAUCUGAAAACUCAUGAAAUGAUUCACACAGGGGAAAAGCCUUUCACAUGUACAGAGUGUGGAAAAAGUUUUACACAUAAGAGAUAUCUGAAAACUCAUGAAAUGUUUCACACAGGGGAAAAGCCUUUCACGUGUACAGAGUGUGGAAAAGGUUUUACACAAAAGAGGGAUCUGAAAAUUCAUGAAAGGAGUCACAUGGGAGAAAAACCUUUCACAUGUACAGAGUGUGGAAAAAGUUUUAAACAAAUAAAUUAUCUAAAAACUCAUGAAAGGAUUCACACAGGGGAAAAGCCUUUUACAUGUACAGAGUGUGGAAAAAGUUUUACACAUGAGAGUUAUCUGAAAACUCAUGAAAGGAGUCACACAGGGGAAAAGCCUUUCACAUGUACAGAGUGUGGAAAAGGUUUUACACGAAUAAAUGAACUAAAAACUCAUGAAAGGAGUCACACAGGAGAAAAGCCGUUCACAUGUACAGAGUGUGGAAAAAGUUUUACACAAAAGAGUAAUCUGAAAACUCAUGAAAGGAUUCACACAGGGGAAAAGCCUUUCACAUGUACAGAGUGUGGAAAAAGUUUUGCACAAAUAACUAGUCUGAACACUCAUGAAAUGAUUCACACAGGAAAAAAGCCUUUCACAUGUACAGAGUGUGGAAAAUGUUUUACAUAUAUGAAUAAUCUGAAAACUCAUGAAAGGAGUCACACAGAAAAAAAGCCUUUCACAUGUACAGAGUGUGGAAAAAGUUUUACACAUAAGAGAUAUCUGAAAACUCAUGAAAUGAUUCACACAGGGGAAAAGCCUUUCACGUGUACAGAGUGUGGAAAAGGUUUUACACAAAAGAGGGAUCUGAAAACCCAUGAAAGGAGUCACACAGGAGAAAAACCUUUCACAUGUACAGAGUGUGGAAAAAGUUUUACACAAAUUAGUAAUCUGAAAACUCAUGAAAGGAGUCACACAGGGGAAAAGCCUUUCAUGUGUACAGAGUGUGGGAAAUGUUUUACACAAAAGAGUGAUCUGAAAACUCAUGAAAGGAGUCACACAGGGAAAAAACCUUUCAUGUGUACAGAGUGUGGGAAAUGUUUUACACAAAAGCGUAAUCUGAGAGAACAUGAAAGGAGUCACAAGGGAAGAAACCUUUCACAUGUUUAGAAAGUGGAAAAAAAAGGUUUUUAUAUACUUUAUAUACACAGUGUACAAACCUUUUUACAAUUAUCCUAAAGAGGACAAACUCUCUAAAUAGAAACAUAAAAAAGGAUCCUAUUGUAAAUAAUACUUUCUAAUCCCAGUUAUAAAACCCCCAGAUUGGAAGUGCUCUCCUGUUGUCCUUUGUUCCUCUAUAUAUGUGCACCUCAGUUUCUCUCAUAUCAAUGUGAUAGAAUCCAAACACCACACAGGAAUAUACAGAUCUGUCCUCAUACUGACCAGUUUACAUAACCAUUCACCACCAAAGCACCCCCAGUGUUGUUUAUUAAUAUGCCAGUGUUAGGAUUUGUACGUUUGUUUUACAUAGGGGAUGAAAUAAUUACAUUUACAGAAUAAAGGAGUCUUUAUAUGAAUAGAGUGUUAGAGAAUUAUAUAAACAAGAACAUCAGUCUCAAAUGAUUGACAUCUGGGAGAUAUAUUUAAUGUGCACAUCAUGUGGAUAAACCUUUUCUUAUAGCAAUAGAUGCUUAGCAUUGUGCAUGCUAUAUACCCGAGGAAUUACAUAGAAUGUGUCAUUUUAAGACACUUUAAACUUAACUUCUGUUAUCAAAUUUACUUUGUUCUCUUGGUAUCAUUUGCUAAAAAAGAAUAUGUACAUAUUCCCAGCAGCAGAAAGUUACUACUGGGAGCUGACUGCUGAUUGGUGGCUACACACAUGACUCUUGCCAUUGGCUCACCAGAUAUGCUCAGCUAGCUCCCAGUAGAACAUUGAUGCUGUAAAGCUGACUUCAACUAUGUGUUUAAUCUCUUUGCAGAAGUUAAAUCAUAGUUAUAUACAAUCAGUGGUACAAUAAUAAACUGAUCUAAUAUAUUUUUAUAGCCCUUUAAUUAAUAACAGAAAUAAUUAAUACAAAUUAUAUUCUAGGUAAUAAAUAUAGUUAGAUUUGUCACAAUGUUAUCUUCAUUAAAGGGACAGUCAAAAUUAAACUUUAAUGACUCAGAUAGGGCAUGCGAUUUUAAACAACUUUACAAUUGACUUUUAUCUAUAAAUUUGCUUUCACUGUUAGACAGUACCAGUUCAUGUGUAUCAUAUAGAUAACAUUGUGUUCACUCCCGUGAAGUUAUUUGGGAGUCUGCACUGAUUGGCUAAACUGUAUGUCUGUCAAAAGCACUCAGAUAAGGGGGCAAUCUGCAGAGGCUUAGAUACAGGCUAAUCAAAGAGGUAAAACAUAUUCUGUGUGUCACAGACGUACAGUGACUAAUAGUGCAAUAAACACAUAGAAAUAACUUCACUGACUCACUAUUUAAUGUCUAAUAGUAUUGUUAUAUCAGCUGUGUGCCGGAUAUUAUCUGUGUGUCACAAACGUACAGUGACUAAUAAUGCAAUAAACACAUAGAAAUAACUUCACUUACUCACUAUUUAAUGUCUAAUAGUAUUGUUAUAUCAGCUGUGUGUUGGGAUAUUAUCUGUGUGUCACAAACGUACAGUGACUAAUAAUGCAAUAAACACAUAGAAAUAACUUCACUCACUCACUAUUUAAUGUCUAAUAGUAUUGUUAUAUCAGCUGUGUGCCGGGAUAUUAUCUGUGUGUCACAGAUGUACAGUGACUAAUAAUGCAAUAAACACAUAGAGAUAACGUCAAUCAUUCACUAUUUAAUGUCUAAUAGUAUUGUUAUAUCAGCUGUGUACCGGGAUAUUAUCUAUGUGUCACAAACGUACAGUGACUAAUAAUGCAAUAAACACAUAGAGGUAACAUCACUGACUCAAUAUUUAAUGUCUAAUAUUAUUGUUAUAUCAGCGCCGGGAUAUUAUCUGUGUGUCACAGACGUACAGUGACUAAUAAUGCAAGAAACACAUAGAGGUAACUUCACUGACUCACUGUUUAAUGUCUAAUGUCUAAUAGUAUUGUUAUAUCAGCUGUGUGCCGGGAUAUUAUCUGUGUGUCACAAACGUACAGUGACUAAUAAUGCAAUAAACACAUAGAGUUAA